Triplophysa rosa is the source of this 2817-nucleotide messenger RNA. RefSeq names its product GID complex subunit 4 homolog (gene gid4). Bases 176 to 829 code for a protein of 217 amino acids. Gene Ontology annotation, cellular component: extrinsic component of membrane; GID complex. The transcript has 6 exons. NCBI's taxonomy places the organism in Eukaryota, Metazoa, Chordata, Actinopteri, Cypriniformes, Nemacheilidae. The record is from RefSeq and is a predicted model, not a curated record. Gene Ontology annotation, biological process: protein targeting to vacuole; protein catabolic process in the vacuole; proteasome-mediated ubiquitin-dependent protein catabolic process.
CGCGGUGUUGCGCGUCUUCGUUCUACGCUGAGGGACGUUAACGCGCGUCCUGCGGGAGAAACUCCGAAAGUCACCCGUCGUGCUGUCAGCGUUGCCCCUUUCCUUCCUCCGGUGAAUUAGAUAAGCGACACGAGGCGGUUUGCGCUCGGGGAUUGCCCCGAAGAAGCGAUCCAUCAUGCCGGUCCGUAGCGACUGCUGUCUGGGCUCGUCGAUGGCCUGUACGUCCUCGGCCUCUCUCGUUCCGCCCCCGCCGAUCAACACCCAUCAGCCCGGCGUCAACACGUCUCUGCUGUACAGCGGAUCUCAGUUCCGCGGACACCAGAAGAGCAAAGGCAACUCCUAUGAUGUCGAGGUCGUGCUGCAGCACGUGACUAUGGAGGAUUCUUAUCUGUGUGGAUAUCUCAAAAUCAAAGGUCUGACAGAGGAAUAUCCCACCCUCACUACAUUCUUUGCCGGGGAGAUCAUAAGCAAGAAACGACCCUUUUUAACCCGUAAAUGGGAUGCGGAUGAGGACGUUGACCGUAAACACUGGGGAAAGUUUCAGGCGUUUUAUCAGUAUGCAAAAAGCUUUAACUCGGAUGAUUUCGACUAUGAAGAGCUAAAGAACAGUGAUUACGUCUUCAUGCGGUGGAAGGAGCAGUUUUUGGUUCCAGACCACACGAUCAAAGACAUCAGCGGCGCUUCCUUCGCUGGCUUCUACUACAUCUGCUUCCAGAAGUCCACAGCCACCAUAGAGGGCUACUACUACCACAGAAGCUCUGAAUGGUAUCAGUCUUUGAACCUCACCCAUGUUCCCGAGCACAGCGCGCCCAUCUAUGAGUUCCGGUGACACGCAAGUCCUUGUGUCAUAGCAAGAGGGACAAUCAAACGGACAAAAGAUGAGAGAGGAACUGUCAGAUUAUUACGCCAGGGACUCGCCGGUCCUCUCCCCUUGCUGAACCCUAGAUGAUGGCACGGAGAGCUCUUUCAGGAGACCCUCUACACAAGCUGGUCGGCGUGUGGGAAUCUGGGAUUUGCAGCAGUGUUAGCGUUUGGUUUUUCCUUUUACGUUUGAGUUUUUAAAGCUUUUGUCCUCCAAUCAUCUUCGCAAAACCAUUUUUAUCCUUGAUGUUUUGGAAUUAAAAUCACUUUUUUCUUUGCGCUGGAUGGAAGAGCCAAUGGUUGAGGUGAUUUUUCUGUCACCUUGUCAUUUGAUAGCAUGGCCAAUUUCUCAUGUCAUUCUUCAGAAAUGAGUUUUAAUUUAUUUUUAAUGAAGCUGUAUGUAAAGACGAUGGAAAACCACAGACUGUGAUCAGCACCGUGCGUAUGGACAUCUUUUACCGGCAUGUCAAAGAUGUGGCGUGUGCUUGAGGAUCGGCAGCGACGUUAACUUGCCAAUAAUGGCUACAGGGUUGAUGUUCUCAGUGGCAGGUUGGCUCUCGGACAUUGUUUUUGUAUAACAAAAGGUUUAUCAUCAAGAUUCACAUAGUUAGCAGCCGGAUCCCUCGCUUCUAAAUGUGAUAUUUUUAUUAUGAAAUGAAAUGAGUCAGGUGUUUUGGAAAGAGGUAUAUUAUGUUUGUAUAUGCUGCUUUGGAUGAAACGUUUCUUUCUGAGUUUGAAAAAAUGAUCUGGUGAUGAUUUGCGCUCAUUGUUUUGCUAUGCAACCAGAAAAAUCUCAGCUCACAAGAAUCUAAUGUAUGUUAGGUUUGGAAAUAAUCACACUUCUCACGCGUUCACUUUAAUAUUUACAGCUCAGAGAGUAUUGCUCCGCAUUUCGGAAAGGAGUGCCGUGGAAAACGUGGUCCUUGGUGAUGGUGUAACGGAUAGACAAGCGUUUUAUUGGAGGGCUCAGGAAGAUGUAACUUCUUUGAAAGCAAACAGACCAGAUGCUGGACAGCUCAUUUUUGAUGAUCUGAUGAAAGUUGAUCAUAAGAUGGCAACUAGCCCUGAUCUGUUGCUAUGGCACUGCACAGGAGCGACUGCGCCAUCUAGCUGCAACAGCAGAACCUCUGGAGAUGUUGAACCAUCUUUCGUUUGAUGAUAAGAAGCUACAUAAUACACAUACCCAGAUCAAACCAUUCAAGCUUUAGUCAAACCCUUUGCCUUAAAAGUCAGAUAUUUGUCUGUUGUACCACUUUUGUAAGCACUCAAGUCGAUUAAGCUCUGUACAGACGGAAAGAAACUAUUUGAAUGGCAAAUGAAUGUGAGUGUAUAGGUUAUGAAAGCGUUUGGGAUGUUUUAAAGGAAAUGAUGCUGUACCUCAUCGGCCAAACCUCCUUUUUCUAAAAGUAGACUAGAGAAUAUUUAAUAACAGGAUUAUUCACGCAACAUCUCAGAUGUUUAGAUGUGUUGAGAUGUCAGUGAGAUUUGUACAUAUAUAAAGUAAUGCAAAAGAGAAUUGCAUCUAUAUUUUCUCCAUGCCCAGGUUUAGUUGAAAAACCCAAAUGACAUGGGACUUUGUAAGACAUUAUUCCCAUGCAUCCCCAAUAUUAGGCUUGUAUUGCAAACAUGUAUAUUUUACCCGACUCCGUUUUGGAAGGGUUUUUUUGUCCUUAACAAAAGCAAGAAACAUGCUUUGACAAAUGUUUGUUUGUGAUGUUUAAUCUGCUGCCCUUAUGUUGUUUUCUUUGAAUAAAUGCUAAGGAUAUGAAUGGCCACAGCACACACACACACUGUUACAGUAAAUCAGAGGGAUGUACAUAAUAAAGCUAUGUUUGUGGUGUACAUGAAUGAUUUAAUUCUCUAAAAUGAUGAGUAAUCUUUUUAUUGGCACAAAGGAUAAUAAAAUAAAGGCUGUUCUCGUGACGAGUUUCAUGAGAGUUCUGUGACUGACGCUCU